Molecule: messenger RNA, 1494 nt
Organism: Clonostachys solani
Lineage: Eukaryota; Fungi; Ascomycota; Sordariomycetes; Hypocreales; Bionectriaceae
Source: the annotation of a GenBank genome assembly
AUGGCCAACUCUACGGUAACUCCAUCAAGACGUAGCGUAGGAUGGAAUGUCGUUUUCCUUGCUGGAAAGAGCCAUAGCUAUUUCGCCGGCGUUUUUAGCCCCGCCAGCUGUUCGUUAUUGACGUUUCAAGAUGUUGUUCGCGAAAUGAGCCUCUGCUUUGAGUUCCAAGGUGGAGACGACACCGACUUCUGGGAAAAUAUUGCCUUCGAAACCCUCGAUCACGACUGUUGCCAUGACUCGUUUCCUUUAUUGGUUCGGGAUUUGAGUGUAUCUGUUCCAAGCCUUGAUUCGUCUAAUCUCAAGCGCCCAAAUGUGUUGAGGUUCCGCGUCUUCCGCCACAAGCCCUGUCAAUUGCCCGACGAUUCAUCAUUGCAUGCCCAUCUCCAAGCCAAGUGCGCCCAAUAUCUUCCCCAGCCUGUCCGGCGUCGCAAUAUGCGAUACCUUCCACCUAAGACGGCAUCGUCAGAUUCGCGUUAUGCCAUUAUGCCAUAUCGAUCAGCACUCAAAGGGCGCCGAGGAGGAUCUGUAUCGCCAAAAAGACCUCGAUCUGGUUCAGCGUCACCUAACAAAGAUACUUCAGCCGACCUGGAUGACACGGACGUUAGCGAAAUGGUUAUGCCAGCGAAAAUGGACCUGGAUCUAGCCAAAGCAAAGAAAUACUCCAACAGUUUCCGAACAUCAUGUCUUGAUAACGCAAACGCAUGCGCUGUGUCCGGAAAAGGCGCGUCGUGGUACUUCAAUUCAGAUAUUGGUCCGGCUCUUCACGCUUGCCAUAUUGUAGAACAGAAGCAAUAUCAUCUGUAUCCUAGGGACGACGACGACCAAGAUGAUGAGGACAGUAUGUUUAGCCCACGGCGACUUGGCGAAUUAUGGCUGCGCACCUGGUCGUCAAGGAAUAGUAUUCUCUUGCUAUCCCAUCUCCACGAGCUGUUCGAUGCCAGGCUUUUCUCAAUCGAUCCGACGACACACAGAAUCCGCGCCUUCGUUCCAUACGACGUUAUCACGGAAUAUCAUGGCCGGAAAGCAACUUUGGCUCGGGACGUUGAUCCAUUGGCGUUACAGCAUCAUUACGACAUGUGCUGCAUCGAGAAUAUGGCCGCUCAGUUUCCAUACAUCGAUAUGAUGACGUCGCUCGAAGAUAGCCGGAUGACUCCUGGUACCAAGACACCAGCUAGUACAAGAACAGACCUUCUAGGGACUCUAGACUUAGGAGAUCUAAACCUCACAGGUGAUCCGUCUAAGAAACAGCAGCUCGUGAGGCGAGGUCGAGAUCUAGCUUCCGGCAAGAGCCCUGCGGCGGAUGCAGUGGGGUUUCCACCUGAAGGAGAAGAUGGGGGUGGUAAAAGGAAGAGAUCAGACAGUCGCGAGUUAAACCUCGAGUGUCUAUAUAAUGGAUGUUGCAGUGAUAGUUACGUCACUUCAUUAAAUAGCCGUGAGUUCUUGGCAGAUGUCAACUGGGAACUACAAAGGUUUAAGGCUACUAAACUUAGCUAG